AUGAGACAGCAACAGUCUCUAGUCCAUCAAGAAACUACCAAGAGCCCAUCAUCGGGGGGAGUUAACAUCACUGACUUCACAACAGGACCAACAACAACAGACAGUUCUUCAUCAACUGACAGUACAACGAGAGAAGACAACACUCACACAACCUCUUCUAUUCCUGCCGAUAAAACAACUGAAGCCAGAACCAGAGACAAGACAACAGCAAAUGGAAACAAUGUCACAACUGCCGGAGUAACAACUACAGAUAAGCCUGCAACUGAACCUACAACUGAAGACAGUUCUUCAUCAACUGACAAUACAACGAGCGAAGACAACACUCACACAACCUCUUCUAUUCCUGCCGAUAAAACAACUGAAGCCACAACCAGAGACAAGACAACAGCAAAUGGAAACAACGUCACAACUGCCGGAGCAACAACUACAGAUAAGCCUGCAACAACAACUGAAGGGGCAACAACUACAGAAAGUUCUUUAAUAACUGGAAUUACAACUAGCGAAGACAACACUCGCACAAACUCUUCUGCACCUGCUGUGACUUCUGAAGGGACAACAACUACAGACAGUACAACUAGAGACGACAACACUCGCACAACCUCUUCUACAACUGCCAAUAAAAUAACUGCAGGGACAACAGCUACAGUAGCUGUGACUUCUGAAGGACUGUGUGUUGGAGAGGAGUGUCUCUGCCCUGUGAAUCUGUAUGGACAAAAGUGCCAGUUUAUUCAGAAUGAAAUCAAAACAGAGAAGGUUAUCAUUAAAUUGGGGGUCAGCGUCCGUGUGACGAACCACGAGUUCGAUCUAGAACUGAGCAACAAUUUAUCAGAGGCCUAUCGAUCAUUUGAGAAGAGCUUCAAUCAACAGAUGGAAGACUUGUACCGGAACAUUUCAAACUACAAAGGAAUAAGGAUCAGCUCCAUCAAGAAUGGGAGUGUCAUAGUGGAACACAACAUCCUCGUAGAAGUCAAUUUCGUAACCAGGACGCAGGAAUACGAGGACGCCUGUACAUUUAUCCGCGCCACUUUAAGUGCAACAACCUGCACGGAAAACAAUGGCAUGUGCUUUAGUGCCAAAGACACCGAUGUAUGUCGGCAAGGGAUCAAUGUACCAGGGCUCUGCUCAGAGGUCGGCUCCAUCCCCAAAGAAAUGCAACAAUAUUUCUAUGGCCUAGAAAGAGGCAAGGCCUUGCUGUGUGUGACCCCCUGUAGCACAUUGAGCCCCCAGCCUGUGCAAUGCAUCAUGGGACAGUGCUUAGUCAGUGAGAGUGGCCCCAGCUGCUACUGUGACACAUCGGGUCGGUUCUGGUACACAGGGGAUCGGUGCCAGACGGUUAUCAAUAAGGCGGGUGUUUAUGGAGGAGUGGCGGUGGGACUGGCGGUGCUGCUCAUAGUGAUUGUGGCUUUGUCCAUCUCCCUACACAAACAACACAAAUCCAUUCUCCUCUAUAAGCGGAGAAGCUCCGGCAGCUACGACUUUGGUUGGGAGAAACACAGAAAGCAGAGUGCCCUGGGCAAGAACCCAGACUUCAUGGACAGCAUGUGGGGUCCUGCAGGAACAUUCCAGGCUAAUAAAGGGACGAGUCAUGUCAGAUUAAAGUAGACGCGGGUUGCCAGGAAUUAAGGGGCCCCUUGUUCACAGGCGAGUGCAGCCUGGAAGAGAGUCCAACGUCCACUAAGUCUCCCAAUCUAUUGGUCUAAUAUCCUGGCAUGAAAGAUACUGGAUAUACUUGUACAGCACAUUUCUUUCUUUCUGCUGAAUUGUACUUAAUACAGGGAUCUACUUAUGCUGUCAUAGUUUUAUGGGAUC
Messenger RNA from Xenopus laevis (African clawed frog), 1809 nucleotides. Its product is annotated as mucin-3B-like. The record is from RefSeq and is a predicted model, not a curated record. Bases 1 to 1602 code for a protein of 533 amino acids. NCBI's taxonomy places the organism in Eukaryota, Metazoa, Chordata, Amphibia, Anura, Pipidae. The transcript has 15 exons.